Messenger RNA from Synchiropus splendidus (mandarinfish), 1283 nucleotides. RefSeq names its product nucleoporin 35 (gene nup35). The coding region runs from base 376 to 1230 and encodes 284 amino acids. The transcript is spliced from 10 exons. Gene Ontology annotation, molecular function: phospholipid binding; structural constituent of nuclear pore; single-stranded DNA binding. Gene Ontology annotation, biological process: regulation of DNA-templated transcription; NLS-bearing protein import into nucleus; nuclear pore organization. NCBI's taxonomy places the organism in Eukaryota, Metazoa, Chordata, Actinopteri, Syngnathiformes, Callionymidae. The record is from RefSeq and is a predicted model, not a curated record. Gene Ontology annotation, cellular component: nuclear pore nuclear basket; nuclear membrane; nuclear pore central transport channel.
GCAUGCGUGAACGAGGCGCUGGAGCUAUCAAAUCGUGUAUGGACAGCCGCUUCGGUACUAAGGCGGCGAUCGUAAGUGUGCCGUUGCGAAGCGUUACCUGCCUGCCACACGAUUUUACGGAAACACUUCAUUUUUAUUUUGUGUUUGUGAACGCAUUUCGCCGGCGAAGUCUUUUAAUGGAUUACCAUUUUCAUACGACCCACUAGUUUGUUUCUUUGCGCCGCUGUUGUUCCAUGGUGUAGCUUCGCUUUUUGAAAACCGCGGCCAGGAAGUAUCGCAAACGACAUGGAUUUACCGAAAUGAGACUGUCCACAAUUUGUUGCGAGUCUACCCUAAACGUUCAACGGCGACUGUGACAUAUAAGAUACCGAACCCAUGGCAUUGGGCUCCCCUACAUCUCCCAAACUGACCUCCGGGGCUCAAUUUCUGCCUGGAUUCCUCAUGGGGGAUUUGCCAGCUCCCACCAGUCCACAGCCCCGUUCCUUCACCCUCUCUGCACCAAUCCUGGACAGCUCAAGUUUAAUAAAAGGAAGUGGGGGUGCUGCGCCGCCACCUGUAGUCCCUACCCCAAAGGAAAAGAGUGGAGCUCCGCCUGUCCGAAGCAUUCAAGAUGACCUUAUAAUUGCUGGAACACCUCAAACUGGACCGUCUUUUUCAAUGAUGCAGUCUCCCCUGGCAGCACGGUUCCCCUCCACUCCAGGAGCAGGCUGCAUGUCUCCUGGUGUCCAGCAGUUUUGUCUGUCUCCAGCUCAGGUGGAUCCAUUCUACAGUCAGGGAGAGUCUCUGUCGGCUGACGAUCAGCUUGACCAGACAUGGGUCACGGUCUUUGGAUUCCCUCCAGCCUCAGCCUCCUAUAUUCUCCUUCAGUUCGCUCAGUAUGGAAACAUCCUGAAGCACAUGAUGGCGUCUCCAGGCAACUGGAUGCAUCUUCAGUAUCAGUCGCGCCUGCAAGCCAGAAAGGCCCUGUCUAAAGAUGGCAAAGUUUUUGCUGAUGCCAUCAUGGUUGGAGUGAAGCCUUGCAUAGACAAAAGUGUUAUGGACAAUGGAGAAGCAGUGUCCUCGCCUCUUUCAUCCGCAGCCCUUCCAGCCACCCCUCGCUCUGCGAUCAGACCCCUCAGUGCCACCUACAGGACCUGCAGCAAUGACAACCAGGUGGUCACAGACAGACAGACACCAAGGAAAGAUGACAGCUUUGUUUCUAAAGCAAUGGAAUACAUGUUCAGCUGGUAACAGCACACAACUAAUGACUUGCUAAAACUUCAAUAAAGUUUGCUUUGAAAUAC